Molecule: messenger RNA, 1759 nt
Organism: Wyeomyia smithii (pitcher-plant mosquito)
Lineage: Eukaryota; Metazoa; Arthropoda; Insecta; Diptera; Culicidae
Exons: 4
Coding region: 610-1563 (317 amino acids)
Source: RefSeq, a predicted model, not a curated record
AACCAUUCCGUCGCUCGCUCAGUUCGCCUUUGAUCGUCGUCGAAUCCGAAAGUUGGUGUGUCUCUUUUCGCUCUCUCUGUACCGCGGCGUAUACGACGUUGUUGUUUGUUGUUUCGGCGAAUUGAGCCGCCUGUUCGGCGGUAUUUUUGUGGAUAUUAGUUGUAACAUAUCGGAGACAGUAAAGGAGUAACAAGUUGCACGGUGCGUUCGGUAAAUUGUGAGUAAGCUUUGUUAGUUUUAUUUUUUGGCCUCAGAGUAGUGGAAGUACGGUUAAUCGAACGACGACUUCACCAAGUGUGUGUGUUUAUUUUACGGUGGGUUGUUGAUUAUUUUGCGAUUGUCGAUGCAAAAUAAGCAGUUGAAAGUGUUAACAGUGAAUUCCUUUCCAGUGUUUCGGUGAAUUUGGAAGGUUAAAGAUAAAAUAAAAGUCUCCAUUGAAGAUUGUCUCGUUCCGGAACAGUGGCCUCAUUUUUGCAGCUGUGAAGUUAUCGUCUCGUUGUUGCAGCUUAAUCGUCUGCAGACGUGUUAAAUAAGAGCCCGCAAGUCAGCCCUCCGGCAUCGAGGUAUUCAUCAUCGAACGCGAUAGCAGCCCUUGCCAGCUGACGUAAAAUGGAGCUUUCACGAAUAAAAGUACUCUACGCUGGAUUAGUACUUCAGCUACUGUUCACAAUUGCUCUUCCGCUGCCCUAUAACAAAUACGGACGACAAUGUACAGACAUCGGAUGCCUCUUCAGCCAGGUGUGCGUGAUGGCCUACGAUUCCUGUUCCCUUGGUCAGCGUGACGGCAACGAAUGCGGACGCUAUCCAACAUGCAAGAAGAAAACCGAAGCAGGUUUAGCCGCAGACAACACUAACGAUCUGUAUAGUAACAAACCGGCCCCGCCUAAGACCGCUCCGCCGUCCAGUGACGAUGACGUUUUGUCUACUUUGGGAUUGGGUCCUAGUAUGCCAAACAGCAAUCGGCCAGCGGCUGUCAAUCCUAAUCCAUACGGAAAUCCUUACCCAGUGCUUCCCCCUAGCCAACCCAAACCCACUGCUCCAUACUAUCCCCCAGGAGGUAACAACAACUAUUACGGAGAUGGUGGUGCUGGUGGUAAUGCAGGAAAUCGUCGUCCUGGACAGUUUGAUGGUUCCACAGGUAACAUUGUGGUACCAACACAAAAACCAACCUCUUCCUCUGGUGGUGGUUUCUUCGGUAGCAUUCUUGGUGGUAUACAAAAUGCGGUUUCCAAUGCCGUUAAGCAACAGGUCGGGACAUACAUCAACCAACGGUUGGGCAUUGGGCCGGCUGCCGGUCAAGCUGGCGGUGCAGGAGGCCUUGGUUCACUGUUCGACGCCAGAAACUUCAUCAACAACAAAAACACGGGAAGUCUCUUCAGCGAACGAAAACCUGCCGAUUCAUCGUCAUCGCUACCUGGCCAUCCCUACCCGAUUACUGUUGAUCAACGUAGCCAGGUUUAUGGGGCUAACCCACAACCAAACCGUGGAACUUCACGUGAAAUAGGUGGUCGCCAACAGAACGCUGGUAGUACUCCUGCACCAUACGGAUGGAAGCUGGAUUGAGCAAGCCUGACAAAUCUCCAAUGCUGAGGAAAACGAUAUUAACCAGUAAAUUAACGAUACUCCACCAGACGUUUCUGGUUGAAAAAUACACAUGAACAAAUAUUUCUUAACUAUCUAGUGAAACUAGACUUAGUUUAGCAACAUCCGAACCCAGAAUGAUUAUUUUUUUGUAUCUAAUAAAUUAACAUUGCGAUAG